UGAAGCUGUGACAUGGAGAUCAAACGGAUGAAUUCUGGUUGUGUGCUCAACUGAAAGGCUGUGUAUUGCGUGCAGUGCACACUAUAGCAGCUGGGAUUUAGAGCGUUUUUGUUAUCUGACGCCCUAUUUAAUGAAUUUGGUCUGGAAUCCAUAAAGAGUUUGAAGGGGAAAAGCUCGACCCGAAGUGCUUGAGGACGCAGUUCAUCAGGCGAAACAUGCACUGUCUGUUUCCGUAAUGGAAAAGAAGGAACUUUCUCACGUUGGGAAUGGACAAAUUGAGAAAAACGUGUAAGUAGCUGACAACAUUCUUCUAUAUUCCACACCAUAGACCAGCAAAACAGAAAAAAAGAACGUCUAAAAACUCAUGCAUUGCUGAAGUUUCGUUUAGGUGUCUAUAUUGGACAAAUAUAAAUAGCAGUGCUUUUCAAAUGACCAACUGAACCAAGUUACUUUUUAUGAGAAUAGCCUAUUUUCCUAAAAAUAUUUUGGAGAACCUGACUUUAAUCGGAGAGCGCGAACGCGUAUUCGUUUCGUGGUUCGUUAGUAGCAGUUUGGUCUACUGCUGUGUCGCCAUGAGUUUAGUUGGUGGAUUCCCUCACCAUCCGGUGAUGCAUCAUGACGGCUACUCCUUUGCGGCAGCAGCAGCUGCAAGCCGCUGCCACGAAGAGAACCCCUACUUCCACGGUUGGCUGAUAAGCCACCCGGAGAUGUCUCCCCCAGACUACAGUAUGGCACCCUCGUACAGCCCCGAAUACUCCACCGGGGGCCCGGCGUUAGACCACGCACACUACGGAGGUGGUAUCCCCGGGGCUGGCGUCGCUGGGAUCGGGAUGGGACCUCGGCCGGUGAAACGGAGACCUACGGCAAACCGAAAGGAGAGGCGCAGGACUCAGAGCAUCAACAGCGCCUUCUCCGAGCUCAGGGAUUGCAUUCCUAAUGUUCCUGCGGAUACUAAACUGUCCAAAAUAAAGACCCUCCGGUUGGCUACCAGUUAUAUCGCCUACCUCAUGGACAUUCUGGACAAGGACGAGCAGAACGGCGACGCAGAGGCCUUCAAAGCGGACUUCAAAAAGACAGAAGCAAAGGAGGAGAGGAGAAAGAAAGAAGUGAAUGACGUUUUGAAAAACACAGCGAGCAGCAAUGACAAGAAAACCAAAGGAAGGACUGGUUGGCCGCAGCAUGUCUGGGCUUUGGAACUCAAACAGUGAAUACCCUUCUUCUCCUCUCAAAAAAAGACUUGAAAUGAUGAAAAACUCUUCUUCUAGACUUUAUUUGUACUCUCACGCUAUUUAAUGGAAUAUUUAUGUGCAAUUGCCGCUACGGAGAGUGGAUAUUUGAAGAGAAAAAAAAACAUUCCAUUUUUAAGAGGAGGAGAUACAACACCCUUUGGUAAGGGACUUUGUCAUUAUCUGGUGUUGUUGGUUGGAUGUUUGUUGUUGUCCCAAGAGUAAACCAAACAGAAAUAUUGGACACUAUGGUGUAUGUGAAGUCGUUCUCAAUCUAUCCCUAUCUCCAUCUAUCUCUCUUUGGAUAUAAAUACCAAUGGUGUUUGGCUGAUGUCGUGGAUGCAGUUCAAGCAAAUGUUUUAUUUGAAAAAAAGUAAUGAAGUGUUAUGUUGUCAUUUUUGUGGUCGUAUACAGUAUUUGAUAGUGUUUUAAACAACUGUUUAGUCCACUCAAUUGCACUUCCGUCCAGAGACGUGGAAUUUAAAUCAUAUUUGAGAUGUAAACAAUGUAAUUAAUUCAAUAAACCACUGUUUUUAAAAAAAAAAAAAAAAAAAGUCAACCACCUUGUUGCAUAAUUAAAGUGAAAAUACGAGGCAGACUUUAAAGGGUUUAUUCUAUACCAAACUCAUUCAAAGUAAAAUAUCGCUUGCAAGGUAUGACAUAUUCUUCAAAAAACAGUAGCUUUUCCCCUCGAAUAGAAAUAAAAGUAUUAUAUAGCUAUAGUAAAAAUGAAAUCAUGCAUGUUCUGUUUGAUUAGAGGUAGCCUAGGCCUCAAUUUUAUUUCAAACUAAGGCCUAUAGGCUUGCCUGGGCUCUCCCUUCCCGAGUACUGUCAAACAGCAAUCCACAACAGCUCCUCAAGUAGAAACAGAAACAUUCCCACGCGCAGGAGAAACUGUCUGUGUCGUGUUUGUAGCCUAUUAGAACAUGCGGGUUCUGACAUAUGUGAUCGUGUAGGAGAUAAAUAUAGUCUAAGAAACAGCUUACAAUGAAACUAAAUAUCUAUUUUGGUGCACAGAAGAUGUAUGUGCAGUGCGCCAGACGAAUAAUUACGUUGUGUUCUUUUCGGUCAGCAAUAAGCUGCCAUAAGGGUAAAUUAUAUUGUUUACGUCAAACGUAUGUUCAUGGGGGCUAUGACCUAUUCAACAGAAUCACCAGGAAAUGUAUCCAUGCUUCAACAACAUGCAACACAGCUCAUUGUUGUCAUUUUCCUCCUUGAUUAUAGGCAUCUUAUUAUUAUCAUGACGGCUACUUUGACGUAUAGUAUUAUUAGUAGGCUGUUGUUACAGACUGAUAUUAUUAGCCCUAUCAUUUAGAUGAUUGCUAUUACAUGCUAAUUCCUCAUUAACAGCCCUGCUAGUAGUGUAAUAUUGGUACCUAUAGGCUAGUAUCCUUGUUGUUGUCAUUCAAUAUCACCAGGAUUAAAUAAACAAAUAGACUAGG
Molecule: messenger RNA, 2668 nt
Organism: Oncorhynchus nerka (sockeye salmon)
Lineage: Eukaryota; Metazoa; Chordata; Actinopteri; Salmoniformes; Salmonidae
Product: heart- and neural crest derivatives-expressed protein 2-like
Exons: 2
Coding region: 456-1208 (250 amino acids)
Biological process (GO): heart development; regulation of transcription by RNA polymerase II
Molecular function (GO): DNA-binding transcription factor activity, RNA polymerase II-specific; RNA polymerase II transcription regulatory region sequence-specific DNA binding; protein dimerization activity
Source: RefSeq, a predicted model, not a curated record